AUGAAUUCCGCCACCGACCAACCUUCCGUCGCCGCCGACGAACUAGCUCCGCCGUCUCAACCGCAUCGCCUAUCGACUUCCUGCGAUCUCCACCCUGAUGAGCGCUUCUCUGGUUUCUGCCCGUCGUGUCUCUGCGACCGCCUCUCCGUCUUAGAUCACAACGGCGCUGCACCGCAGCCGUCGUCUUCUUCCCGGAAACCUCCCACCAUCUCUGCCGCGACCUUGAAAGCUCUCUUCAAACCAUCUAGUGGUACCAACAACAACGCCUCCGGUGGGAACGGCCGGGUCCGACCCGGUUUCUUCCCAGAGCUCCGGCGUACGAAGUCGUUCUCGGCGAAGAACAACGAAGGAUUCUGCGGUGGGUUUGAGCCGCAACGUCGGUCUUGUGACGUUAGGCUUCGUGACGAGCAUAGAAAUCUUCCCGCCAAAGAAGCUGCCACCGUCGUUGUUUCCGGCGGUAAGAUCGAGGACGACUCUAGGAAGUCUAGCGUGAGUGAGCCAGUGUUAGAGGUGAAUGAAGAAGAAAAAGCUGAAACAGAGGAGGAAGAAGAAGAUAACGUAGGUAAGACUGAGAUUGUGAAUGAUUCCGGCGAAAUUACAGAGGUAAAAAGCGGCGAGAUUGUUGAGGAGGAAGAGGAGAAAGUGAUGGAAGAAGAGGAACUGAAGCCAAUGAAGGAUUACAUUGAUCUCUAUCCACAGACAAAGAAACCGUCGGUGAGAGAUUUCGCCGGGAGUUUCUUUUCGGCUGCCUCUGUUUUCAGCAAGAAGCUUCAGAAAUGGAGGCAGAAGCAGAAGGCAAAGAAGCCGAGAGCCAACGGAGUCGACGGAGGACGGCCACAUUUGCCGGUAGAUAAGGCGACUAGGAGACAGCUUAGGGAUACACAGUCCGAAAUCGCUGAUUACGGGUUUGGCCGGAGAUCCAGCGACACUGACCCGAGAUUCUCCCUUGACGCCGGGAGGUUUUCCGUUGAUAUCGGUCGGAUUUCGCUGGACGACUCUCGUUACUCGAUAGACGAGCCAAGAGCGUCGUGCGAUGGGCAAUUAAUCGGCAGGAUGGCUUUACCACCGGCGGCUAGGGUUCCUCCGCCGCCAUCGAUGCUAUCAGUGGUGGAAAACGCGCCAAUUCAUCGAUCAGACAUGCAGAUUCCAGUGGAAGAUCCUUCGGCUCCGUCAAUUGUUCCCAUUAACGGUGAAUCCGAUCCGAUUGUCAUCAUCCCAGGCGGAUCGAAUCAAACCCGAGACUACUACACGGGACCUCCGUCACGAAGGCGGAAGAGCUUCGACAGAUCCAAUUCGAUUAAAAAAACCGUUGCGACGGAGAUGGACGAGGUCAAAUCGGCGUCGAAUGCGAAGGUGUCUCCGGCGAUAACAAUAGACUCGAAUUUGAGAAGUGUGAGAGACGAAUGCUCCAUGGAAACAGCGGAGAACAGAGGGAAUCAAAACGGCGAUAAGAAAUCGAAACGGUGGGGAAAAUGGAGCAUUUUCGGUUUAAUAUACAGGAAGGGUGUUAGCAAAGACGAGGAAGAAGAUAGAUGUAGCAGAUCAAACAGCACCGGGAUGGUCGAAAGGUGUGUAUCGGAAUCAUGGUCGGAGAUGAGGAAUGGAGGAGGAGGAGGACCGAAGAUGAGGAGAAGUAACAGCAAUGUGAGCUGGCGGAGCUCCGGCGAAGGAUCGGCGAGGAACAAGAGUUGGAGAUACUCGCCUAAGGAUGGAGAUAACGGAAUGUUGAGGUUUUAUUUGACUCCGAAGAGGAGUAGCUGGAGAACAGGCGGUGGUGGCGGCGGAGGAGGUGGUGGUGGGUGGGAGAAGACGGCGGCUAAGGCCAAUAGUCACGGCCACUCAAUAGCGAGGAGGGUUAUGAGGCUGUAUUGA
Messenger RNA from Microthlaspi erraticum, 1872 nucleotides. The record is from the annotation of a GenBank genome assembly. Lineage: Eukaryota; Viridiplantae; Streptophyta; Magnoliopsida; Brassicales; Brassicaceae.